Symsagittifera roscoffensis is the source of this 1730-nucleotide messenger RNA. RefSeq lists its product as uncharacterized. The record is from RefSeq and is a predicted model, not a curated record. The coding region runs from base 108 to 1730 and encodes 540 amino acids. Lineage: Eukaryota; Metazoa; Xenacoelomorpha; Acoela; Convolutidae. The transcript has 9 exons.
CGAAUUUGUUCCGUACGGUUAUCUAUUCCUCUUUGUCAAACAACACAAGCUACAUUGGCGAAAAACGCUGUUUCCUCGAAUGAUAAAACUCAAGCUAAAGGAAUGCAAUGGCGGAGUGUGAGAAUUAUCGAGCGGCUGCUUCCGAAUCAACGAAAUUGAAGUUGGAGCGAGUUUACAAAGACAGGGAGUUUGAAAUCAUCUCGGACUUCGAAGAAAAACUCAGACAGAAAGACAUGGCACUAUCCAGACAGGCACUGGAGUUGUGUGAAUUAAAGGAGAGGUCUAAGAGAGAGAUGGCUCAAUUGGAAAGACACUACCUGCAAGUCAUGGACAGCGAGGGAGAGAGACUAAGGCGUAAGCACCAGAAGGAGCUGGAGGAUUUGGGGGAGGAGUUGUUUGAGAAGACGAGGACAAUAAGUGAGUUGGAGGCUGAAGUCAGAAUGGGCAUUGAGACCAUAGACCGGGCACACACAAACCUCAAAGAAGUGUUGGACGAGAAGAGUGAGUUGAGACUGGAGCUGAGCCAGACUCUGCACUCUGUGAAGAUGAAGGAACAGUUCACAGAGGAGAGGAUGUACGCCAUGCAGACAGAUCUGAACCAGGUUGCGCUGGGUGAUCUGGAGCCGAUCCUGUUAGGUCUGGAUGAGGUGGAGAUGUGUGAGUUGAUGGGUAGAGUGGACUACACUCCAUCUAUGAGGGAAGUGAUCAAAUUUCUCAAGGAGACAAACCCAGCCACGUGCACUUCACUCAUAGAAGAACAUGCCGGCCAUACAUAUGAACCCUCGGCCGGGUAUCUGUUGAAGAAGUUGGUGCACAGACUGGAUGUGGACUAUGACUUCACCCAGCGACUGUUCAAGGCCAUCAAGCCAUACUCCACCCUGGACAAUGUCAUAGACUUAAUCAACAAAUUCACCUCAAAAGACCACAUCACAAUGCUACACAGGGCAAACCUAAAUAUCCCUCCAAGUGAAGCGAUCCUGAAGAAGUGUCUUCGAGAACUAGCCCCCUCGGCCAUCAGUCGAAACCUGAUGAAGAUGUCGGAACUGCCCUAUGAACCAGUAGUGAAAGCAGUGCGCAUGAUGAGUGACCAGCAGCUGCGCAUGUUCUGCUCCCAAAUAGGUCGUGACCUUUUACCCUCUGAUAAGGACUCCUUGGUGUUGUUUUUGGAGAAGAAAGAUGCGGGUUACGUGAAGGAACUGUUCAAGGCCGCAAUGCCCCAGCUGUUCACGCUGACCGGAAUUGCCAUGCUGAUAUCUGAGAACUUGAACAUCACCGAACGUAAGAAAUUGAUGGGCGGCAGUGAAGACCUGAACAAACCAACUCCCAAGGCCAUCGCUAGAUUCGAAAGCAUGCUGUCUAGAGAAGAGAAAAACCAGAUCUUCAAAGAGCUCAAGUACGACCUAAACGAACACCAAGUUGAGAGCCAAAUUCGAGCCACAGUUCGCCGAAAUCCAGCCUUCGUUGAAAAGAUUCUUAAGAAGCCCCAAAAACAGGAUGAUGGCGAGGAGAAGAAAAAAGAAGAGAUCGGGUUAACUAUUGAGUAUGUAUUAUCCCAGGGGGAGGAGUUUGUGAUGAAGCUGAUUCGGGAGGUCUUGAAGGAGAUGGAAGUGAGAGGGAUUCUGCAGAUGUUGUUGGAUAUUGGCAAAUUGAGGAUCAAAAACAACGGCAGAUGUUCUUGUUGGUCGCAAAACACCCUCCCGAAUCCAUGCCCACAUUCUGCUUUUAUGUAA